AUGAAAAUCAUAUGCUGGAAUGUCCGUGGAUUGGGGAGUCCACGGGCAGUAAGAAAGCUUCGGUUUUUACUGAAGCAAAAUAAUCCUCAAUUAGUCUUCCUAAUGGAGACUAUAGUAAAUGAAAAGCGUAUGGAAGCAAUUAGAAGAAGGUGUGGUUUCACGAAUGGACUUGAAGUAGGAGCUGUUGGUACGCGGGGUGGGAUUUGCUUAGCAUGGCGAGAGGAGGUUCAGAUUCAUCUUAAAUCUUUGUCAACAAGUCAUAUUGAUGUGCUGGUCAAAGGAGAAGGUGCUCAUGAAGAUUGGAGAUUCACAGGGUUUUAUGGCUCUCCCUACUCACAAAAUAAAAAUGCCUCAUGGGGUUUAUUAAAGAUCUUGGGACAGGAGCAAGAGUAUCCUUGGUUAGUGAGUGGAGAUUUCAAUGAAAUAGCUUAUUCUUUUGAAAAAAGGGGAGGUCAACCGAGGGAGGAAAGGAAGAUGGCAGCGUUUCGGGAAAUUCUACAAGAAUGUCACCUUUUAGAUAUGGGAUAUUCAGGAGUAUGGUAUACAUGGGAAAGAGGGAAUCUACCAAAGACGAACAUUCGAGAAAGAUUGGAUAGGGGUGUUGCGAAUGAAAAAUGGAUGGAAUUAUUUCCAACGGGCAAUAUUCAUCAUCUGACGUCUACCCUUUCGGAUCAUUGUCCUUUGCUAAUAAGCACAAUUAAUGUAAGCAGAUUUAAGAUAGUUCCAAGUUUUAAAUUUGAAGCUUGGUGGACUGCAGAGGAAUCAAUAGAAGAAGAAAUUCGGAAAGCCUGGAAGUCAUCAAAUGGAUCGGUAUUGGAGAAGCUUGAGAACUUGCAGAUUAGCUUAUCGAAAUGGGCAAAAUUCAUUAAGAAGAAACGAAAGGGAAUGACAGAUACAAUUACAAAAGAGCUUGAAGACUUAAUGAAGAAGGAACUUGAUGAAGAUGUUAUGAACCAGAUGAUUGAGAAAAGAAUCCAUUUGAGCAUGGAAAUUGAAAAGGAGGAGAUGUAUUGGGAACAGAGAGCACGAGCUAAUUGGCUAAAGUUAGGGGAUAAGAACACGACAUUUUUUCAUAAAUAUGCAUCAAUGCGGAGAAGAAUUAAUACAAUCAGUGUUGGAGAUUCCUCCCACCUUUUAACAGGUAUUCAGAACAGCAUCUCUUCAGAUAUCAAUACAGGCCUAUUGGAAAAGUUUACGACAGAGGAGAUUUACAUUGCAGUAAAGGGAAUGGGUUCAAUAAAAGCUCCAGUUUUAAAAAACGGAAAAGAUGUGGAAGGGCUAAACUUAACUAAGAUCACCCUUAUUCUGAAGAAGUCCAAUCCUACAAACCUUGUUGAUUUUAGACCAAUUAGUUUGUGCAUAGUUCUUUAUAAAAUUAUAGCUAAAGCUAUUGCUAAUUGUCUUCAGGAAGUCAUCGGAAGAUGCAUUGACAGUGCUCAAAGUGCAUUUGUCCCAGGGAGGCUAAUUUCGGAUAAAGUUUUGAUAGCCUAUGAAAUUCUGCAUACACUUCGAAAAAAACGAAAGGGGAAAAAAGGAUUUAUGGCAAUUAAGCUUGACAUGAGUAAAGCUUACGAUAGAGUGGAAUGGGCUUUCUUGAAGGAAGUUAUGAUACGGAUGGGAUUUGCGAAGGAAUGGGUGGUAUUAAUAAUGAGAUGUAUUUCUACAGUCUCUUAUGUUGUGACUACAAAUGGGAGGAAUGGUAGAGUUUUUAAACCAACCAGAGGACUCCGACAAGGUGACCCACUUAGCCCUUUUCUUUUUCUUAUUUGCAGUGAAGGUUUAUCGUCUUUAAUCAGGAAUGCUACAAAAGAGGGGUUGAUUAAAGGGGUGAGAGAAAGCAGAAGAGGCCCGAUUAUAUCACACUUGUUAUUUGCAGACGAUUGCAUUUUGUUUGGUGAAGCCAGCAAAAGUAGUGCAAGGAACCUAAAAGCUAUUUUGCAAGAAUAUGAGACUUGUUCUGGUCAAUGCGUUAAUUUUAGCAAAUCCAUGAUCUUUUUUAGUUCGAAUUUUGAGGAGGGUGAUAAAGGAAGGUUAUCGGCUAAAAUGGGAAUAAGAGGUUCGAAUAACAUGGAAAAAUAUCUUGGACUGCCAAACAUUGUAAGCCGGAAGAAAAAAGAAUCGUUUCAGAAUCUCAAAGACAGAAUAAAGCAAAGGAUUGAUAAUUGGAGUACUCAUUUUUUAUCUCAAGGGGGUAGAGAGGUUUUCAUUAAAUCAGUCCUUCAAGCAAUUCCUACUUAUGCAAUGACAUGUUUUCUACUACCAAAGUCGCUUUGUGAUGAGUUUGACAAUUUAUUUGCUAGAUUUUGGUGGCAGAAAGGAAAAGGAAAGAAAGGAAUUCACUGGUGUCAAUGGGAAUACAUGUGUAGGCCUAAAGAGGAGGGUGGUAUGGGCUUCCGGAAUAUGGCACAGUUCAAUGUAGCUCUACUGGCUAAGCAAGGGUGGAGGAUUAUAAACAACCAGAAUGCUCUCGUUACGCAAGUGUUCAAAGCUAAGUAUUUCUCGGAUGAUAAUUUCUUAAAUUCCAGUUUAGGAAAUUCAUGUUCGUAUGUAUGGAAAAGCAUUUGGGCAGCAAAGGACUUAUUGACAAAAGGGCAUUGCUGGAGGGUGGGGACGAGUACUAAUAUUUCCAUAAAUGAUGCUUGGAUUCCAGAUUCUGUUAAUUUUAGAUUAUCAUCAGAAAUUAAUUCUAUGCGUGAUGUUAAAGUCGAUGAGUUGAUUGAUAAUAAAAACAGAAGUUGGAAAAAAGAGUUGAUUACCAGUACCUUCCUGGAAGACGAUGCAGCCAGAAUCCUCAGAAUUCCUCUGGCACAAACACCGCAUGAAGAUUUUCUUAUCUGGGUUGGCAAACGGUCGGGUGAGUUCACGAUUAAUGGUCUGGAGAAGAGAGAUCUGAAUCGUACCGGAGAGAAAAAGAGAUGGUCAUUCCUACAGGAAAGUUUUAUUAAGAUCAACUUUGAUGGCGCUUACGAUAGAAGCAAGAAUCAGUCGGGUGUGGGUAUUGUGGCCAGAGAUUCAGAAGGAACUAUUCUUUUUUCAUGUUCAGAGAUUCAUUCUAAUAUUUCAUCAGCCUUUGCUGCUGAAGCAAUUGCCUGCCGGAAAGCAGUUCAAAUGGGAAUCAGGAAGGGAUGGCAACUUUUGAUUCUUGAAGGAGACUCCCUCGCAAUCGUCAAGAAAUGCAAAUCAAAGAGUCAAGACAGAUCUAUGGUGGGGGUAUACAUUUAUGACAUUCAGCAGGAAAUAUAUGGACUUGAUAGUAUCAGAUUUCAACAUACACCCAGAUCCGCAAAUGGUCUUGCACAUAUCAUAGCAACAGAAACAUUAAGAAAAAGAGAAGAGUUUUACCUGGAUAGGGGAGUUCCAGAAUAUGCUAUGGACCAAGCUCGGCAUGAUGGGAGAAGAGGAUCAGAUUAG
This is a messenger RNA of Gossypium raimondii (Peruvian cotton), 3411 nucleotides long. RefSeq lists its product as uncharacterized. NCBI's taxonomy places the organism in Eukaryota, Viridiplantae, Streptophyta, Magnoliopsida, Malvales, Malvaceae. Bases 1 to 3411 code for a protein of 1136 amino acids. Gene Ontology annotation, molecular function: RNA-DNA hybrid ribonuclease activity; nucleic acid binding. The record is from RefSeq and is a predicted model, not a curated record. The transcript is spliced from 4 exons.